This is a messenger RNA of Lolium rigidum, 1593 nucleotides long. RefSeq lists its product as uncharacterized. The coding region runs from base 1 to 1593 and encodes 530 amino acids. Lineage: Eukaryota; Viridiplantae; Streptophyta; Magnoliopsida; Poales; Poaceae. The transcript is spliced from 7 exons. The record is from RefSeq and is a predicted model, not a curated record.
AUGAGAGUGGUGGGGUUAACCAACGCUACGGGCAGGAAGAGAAAGGCCAAAGAGCGCUUCCCUCGCAUCAAAGCGGAGCAGCGAGGCCCUUACCGGAAGCAUCCUCUGGACAAGGUUGACCCGGAUCCUUACAUCCAUUGGAUCGACCUCAAGAUGGGCCGCACCCACACCUCGCGCCCUGCUAUCCCGGAAGCUUCCAUCGAAGCCCUCAAGACCCAGCUCGCCGCACUUCAAGGUGAAAAAGAACAGCUUAUCCGGGAGCAUCGCAAGGCUCUGGACGCCCAGGAGGUUUAUUCCAAGGGGCUGAAGGACCAGCUGAUCCAACUCGGGCUCCAGCACAAUGAGGCGAUGAAGGCCGCCAAAGCCGCAGCUGAGGCCAGGCUGAACGAAGCCCUGGAGGAUGCCAACAACUCUACCGUGAGUCCGCGAGCCGAGAGCUCAGUCCCAGGGCAGGGAAGGGUGCUCAUGGCGAAGCGGACGCCAUGCAUGGCGCUGCUCGUGCUCCUCGUCGGCGUGGCUGAUCGAGUGGUUUCGACCGCCACGGACCGCGGCCUAUUGCCGAACGGCAACUUCGAGGAGAGACCAGACAAGUCCCAGCUGAACGGCACCAUUGUGAAGGGUCGCUUCUCGAUACCGCGCUGGGAGAUCUCAGGGUUCGUGGAGUACAUAGAGUCCGGGCAGAGGCAGGGGGAGUUGGUGCUACCGGUGCCGGAGGGCGCGUGCGCCGUGCGGCUGGGCAACGACGCGUCCAUCCGGCAGAAGAUCAAGGUGACGCGGCGUACGGAGUACUCCAUCACCUUCAGCGCCGCGCGCACCUGCGCCCAGGCCGAGAAGCUCAACGUCUCCGUCAUAUUCGACUCCGGCCUCCUCCCCAUCCAGACCGUCUACACCAGCAGCGGCUGGGACUCCUACGCCUGGGCCUUCAGGGCCAAGCACACCGUCGUGUGGCUCACCAUCCACAACCCCGGCGUCGAGGAGGAUCCGGCGUGCGGCCCCCUCAUCGACUCGGUUGCUAUCAAGACCCUUAGUCGUCCCCGCCGCACCAAGAGUAACAUGCUGAGGAAUGGGGACUUCGAGGAGGGCCCGUACAUCUUCCCGGGGUCGACGUGGGGCGUGCUGGUGCCGCCCAUGGACGAGGACGACUUCUCGCCGCUGCCGGGGUGGAUGAUCAUGUCGGACACCAAGUCCGUCAAGUACGUGGACGCGCCGCAGCACAGGGUGCCGCACGGCGCGCGGGCCGUGGAGCUGGUGGCCGGGAGGGAGACGGCGCUGGUGCAGGAGGUGGCGACGGUGCCCGGGCGCUCCUACAGGAUGCUGUUCUACGUCGGGGACGCGGCGAACGGCUGUGAGGCCUCCAUGAUCGUCCAGGCGUACGCGGCGCGGGCGAGCCAGCAGGUGCAUCAUGACUCCAAGGGCGUGGGUGGGUACAAGCGCGGCAAGAUGGAUUUUGUGGCGGUGGACAAACUCACGCGCGUGGUGCUCCAGAGCAUGAACUACCACAUGAAGCCUGACGGGACGCUGUGUGGACCGGUCGUGGACGACGUGUCUCUCGUCAGCGUUCGCAAGGGCGCUGCUCGCCGGUUAUUCAGGUGA